AUGGCGGCUCUAACUCCCUCCAUUCUUCCCUACCCCUCGGUUCUCUUCCCCUGGCUCUCCGAUAGAAGUUUCCCCGCAACGAUUACCACUACUGUCAGCGGUUUGCCAGAAGCAGCGUCAUUGUCGUGGUCUCCUUCUGAUUCAAACCAUGGCACCGGCGGUUUCACCUCCUUGCUCUCCCUCCAUCCAUCCACCACUAAUGUCACUGCCUUCCUCCCGGCCGCGUCUUCCGCUGCGACUUCCGGCGCCAAUCUCUCCGCAACCGACGCCGCGGUGGCCGGAAUUGGAGCCGCUUCGCGCGGCAAUUCCCCCGAGCUUUUCUCAUCCGUCGCAUUCUCUCCCUUUCCGACCGUCUCCUCCAAAAUUCUCGGCCCGUCCGCUGCGCCACCGCCGCAGCCGCCGGCGCCGCCUCCGCACUUUAUAGAUUCGUUCUGCCAGCCGCAGUUUAACGGAUCGUGGGCGUCGAUUACGAACGAGCUCGGCGCGUUCACGCCCUGCUUCAUCGACAUUGUCGUACUCGGUACAGCGUACCUCGCUAUGAUUCUUCUAGCCGUGCUGCGGCUGUACGUUCUCUACACCACCCCGCGCGCGCAGCAGCGGGCUGUUGCGCCCGGGUGGCGCGGGGAGCGGGGAAUCGUGGCGGCUGCCGCGCUGGCGCUGACGUGUGCGGUGGUCCCGCUGAUGCAGCUGAGCGCUCGCGUGUCCCUGAGCUCUUUUUUUAAAGACGCUGAUUUACCGCCGUAUGAGGUCUGCUCCUUGAUCCUCGCGUUCCUCGCCUGGGCGCUCACAGCAACGGCGCUCUUCUGGGAGAGGAGGCGCAUGGCAGUGAAGGGCGCGUGGCUGCUGCGAUUCGCAGUGCUCUACGUGAUGGUGGGGCAGCUGGCCAAGCUGCGAUUCGUGCUCAUUCUGCAGCAGGACUUCCAGGCUUUCUUUGUGGAGCUAUUCUUUGGCUACACCUCAGCCCAUGUGCUUCUAGGCCUGCUCGCGCUCUUCUUCUUCCCCACCCUGCUACCUCUUGAGCACCCUUCUCUCGGCCUCUCCUCCUCCGCCCUCUCUCCUUCCCUUGCACCCACUCUGUACCUUCCCCUCUUCCCCUUCCUUCCCCCUUGCUUGCCCCCCCAGGUGCUCCUAGGCUUGCUUGCACUCUUCUUCUUCCCCAGCCUGCUCCCUCUUGAGCACCCUUCGCCCGGCCCAUCCUCCUCUGCCCUCUCUCCCCUGCUUGUACCCCCCGUGUCUGACGUUUGGGUGGAUGACGCCGCUCAUGGCCACGGGGUACCGUGUUUUGAAACGUCUCAACCCCCCGCCCCUCCUCCUCCCUGCCCCUACCCCUCCUUUUCCCCAGGCCUAACGUUUGGGUGGAUGACGCCUCUCAUGGCUACGGGGUACCGGCGCCCAUUGGAGGACAACGAUGUGUGGCGGCUGAACGAUGGGGACCGCACUGCCACUGUCUAUGGCAGGUUUGAGCGCGUGUGGAGGGAGGAGGAGGGGCGCCCCAAGCCGUGGCUGCUGCGCGCUCUGCACUCCUGCUUUGGCCGCCGGUUCUGGUGGGGUGGUUUUUGCAAGAUCGGCAACGAUGCGUCUCAGUUUGUGGGGCCGCUGAUGCUCAGCCGCCUGCUGUCAGCCAUGCAGUCAGACGAGCCUGCAUGGCACGGUUACAUCUACGCCACCAUCAUCUUCCUGGGACUGGUGGGCGGGGUCAUCUGUGAGGCGCAGUACUUCCAGAAUGUCAUGCGUGUUGGCUUCCAGCUGCGACAAGCCAUGGGCGCGGAUGAAGGUGGGGAGGUCGCGGUGAUCGUGAGCAGGCGACCGCGAGGGCGCGGAGGUCAGUCGCGGCGGCGCGCCGGCCGGCCGCGAGAGCGCGAGGGUCGGCCGCGGCUCUGCGUCGGCCGUCCGCGUCAGCGCGAGGGUCGGCCGCGGCUCCGCGUCGGUCGUCCGCGUCAGUCGCGAAGGCCGGCCACAGCUCCCCGUCGGCCGUCCGCGUCAGUCGCGAAGGCCGGCCGCGGCUCCCCGUCGACCGUCCGCGUCAGCGCGAAGGUCGGCCGCGGCUCCGCGGUGGCCGUCCGCGUCAGCGCGGGGGUCGUCGGCGCUCGCGCGCUGGCCGUCCGCGCUGGCGCGCAGGUCGGCCGCGGCUCCGCGCUGGCCGAGCGCGUCGGUGCGCGGGGUGAUCGUGGCCGCGCGCUGGCCGAGCGCGUCGUCCGCGACAGCGUGCUUGUCGCCCGCGACGGCGCGCUUGUCGUCCGCGACGGCACGCUUGUCGUCCGCGACGGCGCGCUUGUCGUCCGCGACGGCGCGCUUGUCGUCCGCGACGGCGCGCUUAUCCACCCCCCGAUAUAUUCUUCCUCCUAUCUUGCCAUCCCUGUCCGGCCGUCCCAUGCGCAGGUGGCAGCGGUGUUCAGCAAGUCCCUGCGGCUGAGUCACAGUGGGAGGCAGGGCUUCAGCACGGGGCGAAUCACCAACAUGAUGACCAACGACGCUGAGUCCCUGCAGAUGGUGUGUCAGCAGCUGCACGGCCUCUGGUCGGCGCCUCUCCGCAUCCUCGUCUGCAUCUUCCUGCUCUACCAGCAGCUGGGGGUGGCAUCUGUGCUCGGCCUGCUCAUGCUGCUCCUCAUGAUCCUCGCUCAAGCAGUGAUUGUGAACAGGGUGCAGAAGCUGGUGAAGGCAUCACUGCAGCGCAGCGACAAGCGAGUGGCGCUGAUGAGUGAGAUGCUGGCAGCUAUGGACGUCGUCAAGUUGUACACGUGGGAGGAGAGCUUUCAGAGCAAGGUGGCGCGGGUCCGAGCGGAUGAGAUGGGGCAGAUCUCCAAGGCGCAAUACAUCAUGGCGGUGGGUUGUGUGCGGUAUGACAAGGUGGAGUGGACGAGAUGGAUUAGGUUGUGUGCGGUAUGA
Messenger RNA from Closterium sp. Yama58-4, 2886 nucleotides. NCBI's taxonomy places the organism in Eukaryota, Viridiplantae, Streptophyta, Zygnematophyceae, Desmidiales, Closteriaceae. The record is from the annotation of a GenBank genome assembly.